UCAAAAAGAUUAGUCUCAAAAUUACAAAAUAUGUAACAUAAUUCACGUAAACCCGCAUCAAAACAACCUCAUGCUCAACCUAAACCCUGUGCUUACAUAAAACUAAAAGGAAAUUAUAUAAAAGCCAAAUAUGGAUUGAAAACUGUUACCUAACAUCUGUUAGCGUAAAUGGUCUUAAUAAUAAAUAAAUUAGUGUAUGAGACAGCCUUGAAGGCCGUCAAUGAGUUGAACCAGUGUAAGCCGCCUCGGGGGCACCACGGAAGUUGAUUUGGUCCUGACAUAAUACCAUUUAAGUAUGGGUAACGAUAGGGACUUUUUCCGCGAUACUAAAGUGCGGUAUUUAGGCUAUGCCAACGAGGUCGGCGAGGCGUUCCGGCCGCUGGUCUCCCGCAACUUGGUGAACCUCAGCUACAAGGUGGCCGGGGCUUAUGUGCUCGCUGACACUGCUGACAAGAGUUUGAAGAUGUUAUGGAGGGACGGUAAAAUCUCGAGCAUGAUUCUUGGCACCGGCGACGCCCUGAUCUGGCAGACCCUGGCCUCCAUCGUCAUCCCCGGAAUCACCAUCAACAGGAUCGUCUUCUACACAGGCCGAGCCCUGAAAGGUAAACAGGUGCCCCCAGCAGUGCAGCGGUACGCUCCUGUGGUAGUCGGUCUGGCCUGCAUUCCCAUUAUAGUCACUCCGAUCGACCGGGCAGUUUCCAUGUUCAUGAAUGCCACUUACAGACUUAUCUUUGGACACCAUCAUUAAACUACAUACAUCUGUGCA
Messenger RNA from Cydia amplana, 766 nucleotides. RefSeq names its product mitochondrial fission process protein 1. The record is from RefSeq and is a predicted model, not a curated record. The coding region runs from base 296 to 748 and encodes 150 amino acids. Gene Ontology annotation, cellular component: mitochondrion. Gene Ontology annotation, biological process: mitochondrial fission. The transcript has 4 exons. NCBI's taxonomy places the organism in Eukaryota, Metazoa, Arthropoda, Insecta, Lepidoptera, Tortricidae.